Messenger RNA from Clarias gariepinus (North African catfish), 18525 nucleotides. RefSeq names its product filaggrin-like. Lineage: Eukaryota; Metazoa; Chordata; Actinopteri; Siluriformes; Clariidae. The transcript has 56 exons. The coding region runs from base 1101 to 17570 and encodes 5489 amino acids. The record is from RefSeq and is a predicted model, not a curated record. Gene Ontology annotation, cellular component: extracellular region. Gene Ontology annotation, molecular function: endopeptidase inhibitor activity.
CUUAUGUACAUGUAGAAGGAAGUUCUCCUCAACCUGAUGAAAAUAAUGCAGAUAAUCCAUCUACAACUGAUGAGAAUGAAACACGUGAUGAAUCUCAAACUGAUACAGAGAAUACAUGGAGCUUAUCUGAACAUCAUGAACAUGUAGAAGGAAGUUCUCCUCAAGCUGAUGAAAAUAAUGCAGAUAAUCCAUCUACACCUGAUGAGGAAAAAACACGAAUUUCAUCUCAACCUGAUGAAAAUAAGGCACAUGAUCCAUCUACACUGCGCAAGGAUGACAAACGUGAUAAAUCUAAACCUGAUAUAGGGAAAGGAUGGAUCUCAUCCGAACAUCAUGAAGAUUUAGAAGGAGAUUCAUGUGAAGAGGAAGAAAGGAGACCCUCUCAACCUGAUGGAAAUAUUGCACACAAUGCCUCUACACUGCAUAAGGAUACAAAACAUGAUAAAUCUAAACCUGAUAUAGGGAAAGGAUGGAGCUCAUCUGAACCUCAUGAAGAUCUAAAAGAGGAUUCAUGUGAAGAUGAAGAAGGCAAACAAUCUAAACCUGAUGGAGAGAAAGAAGAAAGCUCAUCUAAACAUCAUAAGCAUGGAGAAAAAAGUUCAUCUCAACCUGCUGGAAAUAAUGCACAUAAUACAUCAACACUGCACAAGGAUAAAAAACGUGAUCGAUCUAAACCUGAUAAAGGAAAUAAAUGGAGCUCAUCUGAACCUCAUGAAGAUCUAGAAGAGGAUGAAGAUUCGUGUGAAGAUGAAGAAGGUGAUCAAUCUGACCCUGAUACAGAGGAAGGAGGGAGCUCAUCUACACAUCAUGAGCAUGGACAAGGGAAUUCACCUAACUCUGAUGAAGAGAUAGAAAGUGAUCAAUCUGACCCUGAUACAGAGAUAGGAGGGAGCUCAUCUACACAUCAUGAGCAUGGACAAGGGAAUUCACCUAACUCUGAUGAAGAGAUAGAAAGGAAUUCACCUAACUCUGAUGAAGAGAUAGAAAGUGAUCAACCUAAGCCUGAUACAGAGAAAGGAUGGAGCUCAUCUGAGCAUGAACAAGGGAAUUCUUCUGAAUUUGAAGAAGAGCAGGAAAGCUCAUCAGACCAAAAGAACACCAUGAAGAACAGCUCAACAGACCACCAGAACACCAUGAAGAACAGCUCAUCAGACCAUGAGAAUUACAAAAACACCAGCUGGUCAGACCACCAUAAAACCAAGAAACCUGCCUCAUCAUAUCAUAUCAACAUUACAAACAGCGGAUCAUUAGACAGUAAAAAUACCAGGAACACCAGUUCAACAGCUCACCAGAACACCACACAGUCAAGCUCAACAGACCACCAGAACCUAACCAAGACCAGCUCACCAGACCACCAGAAGACCACAAAGGCGAGCUCACCAGGCCACCAGAACACCACAAAGAAAGACUCACCAGAUCACCAGAACAUCACACAGACUGGCUCAUCAAACCACCAGACCACCUUACCAGACCACGAGAACACCACCAAGAUUACCUCACCAGACCACAAAAACAGAACCAAGACCACCACAGCAGGCCACAAGAACACGACGAAGACAGGCUCACAAGACGACGAAAAUACUACCAAGACCUGCUUACCAGACCACCAGAACACGACAAAGAAAGACUCACCAGAUUACCAGAACAUCACACAGACUGGUUCACUAGACCACCAAAACGCCACCAAGACCACCUUACCAGACCACCGAAACAGAACCAAGAACACCACGAAGACAGGCUCACAAGACGAUGAGAACACCACCAAAAUCUGCUCACCAGACGACCAGAACAUCACAAAACCCGGCUCACCAGACCAACAAAACACCAUGAAGUUUGGCUCACCAGAUCAACAGAAAACCACGAAACCUGGUGGUCAGAAAACCACCGAGCCAGGCACACCAAACCAUCAGAACACAACCAAGCCUGGAUUACAAGACCACCAGUACACCGCCAAGCCCGGGUCAACAGACCACCAGAACACUACGAAGCCAGGUUCAAAAGAUCACUAUAACACCACCAAGCCGGACUUACCACACCACGAUAAAACCACCAAGCCCGGCUUACCAGGACACCAUGACACCACCAAGCCCGGCUCACAAGACCCCUACGACACCACCAAGUCCGGCAAACCAAACCACCAUAACAGAACAAAGCCCGGCUCACCAGACCACCAUGACACGACCAAGCCGGGCUCGCCAGACCACCAUAACACGACCAAGCCGGGCUCGCCAGACCACCAUAACACCACCAAGCAGGGCUCGCCAGACCACCAUAACACCACCAAGCCCGGCUCACCAGGACACCACGACACCACCAAGUCCGGCUCAGCAGGACACAGCGACAUGACCAAGCCCGGUUCAAAAGACCACCACAAAACCACUAAGCAUGGCAAACCAGACCACUAUGAUACCAACAAGCCUGGCUCACCAGGGCACCACGACACCACCAAGCCCAGCUCACCAGGACACCGUGACACCACGAAGCCCGGCAAACCAGACCACUAUGACACCAACAAGCCUGGUGCACCAGGGCACCACGACACCACCAAGCCCGGCUCACCAGACCACCACCACACCACCAAGCCCAGCUCGCCUGACCACCAUGACACCACCAAGCCGGGCUCGCCAGACCACCGUGGCACGACCAAGCCAGGCUCGCCAGACCACCAUCACACCACCAAGCCCAGCUCACCAGGACACCGUGACACCACCAAGCCCGGCAAACCAGACCACUAUGACACCAACAAGCCCGGUGCACCAGGGCACCACGACACCACCAAGCCCGACUCACCAGGACACCGCGACACCAGGAAGCCCGGCUCAUCAGACCACUAUGACACCAACAAGCCCAGUGCACCAGGGCACCACGACACCACCAAGCCCGGCUCACCAGGACACCGCGACAUCAGGAAGCCCAGCUCAUCAGACCACUAUGACACCAACAAGCCCGGCUCACCAGGGCACCACGACACCACGAAGCCCGGCUCACCAGACCACCAUAACACAAUGAAACCAGGCUCACCAGACCACCAUCAUACCACCAAGCCCAGCUCGGCUGACCACCAAGACACCACCCAGCCUGGCUCCACAGACCACCAUAAAACCACCAAGCCCGGCAAACCAGACCACCACGACACCACCAAGCCCGGCAAACCAGACCACCAUAACAUUACAAAGCCGGACUCACCAGAUCAACAUAACACCACAAAGCCGAGCUCACCAGACCACUAUAAUACCACGAAACCUGGGAAACCAGACCAGCAUAACACCACCAAGCCCGGCUCACCAGGGCACAAGGACAUCGCCAAGCCGGGCUCACCAGACCACUAUAACACAACCAAGCCGGGCUCACCAGACCACCAUAACACCACGAAACCCAGUUCACAAGACCACCAUAAUACCACGAAACCCAGCUCACCAGACCAGCUAUACACCACCAAGCCCGGCUCACCAGGGCAUAAGGACACCGCAAAGCCGGGCUCACCAGACCACCAUAACACAACCAAGCCGGGCUCACCAGACCACCAAUACACUACCAAGCCGGGCUCACCAGACCAACAUAACACCACGAAACCUGGCAAACCAGACCGCAAUAACGCCACCAAACCAGGCUUACCAGACCACGAUAACACCACAAAACCCGGCUCAACAGACCACCAUAACACCACCAAACCAGGCUCACCAGACCACCAUAACGCCACCAAACCAGGCUCACCGGACCAGCAUAACACCACCAAACCAGGCUCACCGGAACAGCAUAACACCACCAAGCCAGGCUCACCAGACCACCAUGAUACCACGAAACCUGACUCACCAGACCAGCACGACACUACAAAGCCGGGCUCACCAGACCACCACAACACUAGGAAGCCGGGCUUACCAGACCACUAUAAUACCACCAAGCCGGACUCACCAGACUACCAUAACACCACAAAGCCGGGCUCACCAAACCACCAUAACACCACGAAGCCGGGCUCACCAGACCACCAUAACACCACGAAACCUGGCUCACCAGACCACCAUAAUACCACCAAACCUGGCGCACCAGAUGAGCAUAACACCACCAAGCCCGGCUCACCAGGGCACAAGGACACCGCCAAGCCCGGCUCACCAGACCACUAUAACACAACCAAACCUGGCGCACCAGACCAGCAUAACACCACCAAGCCCGGCUCACCAGGGCACAAGGACAUCGCCAAGCCCGGCUCACCAGACCACUAUAACACAACCAAGCCGGGCUCACCAGACCACCAAAACACCACCAAGCCGGGCUCACCAGACCAACAUAACACCACAAAGCCGGGCUCACCAGACCACUAUAAUAUCACGAAACCUGGCAAACCAGACCACAAUAACACCACCAAGCCUAGCUCACCAGGGCACCACGACACCACCAAGCCCGGCUCACCAGGGCACCACGACACCACCAAGCCCGGCUCAUCAGGGCACCACGACACCACCAAGCCCAGCUCACCAGGGCACCACGACACCACCAAGCCAGUUUCACCAGACCACCAUAACACCACGAAGCCGGGCUCACCAGAUCACUAUAAUACCACAAAACCUGGCUCACCAGACCACCAUAACACCACGAAGCCGGGCUCACCAGACCACCACGACACCUCCAAGCCGGGCUCACCAGACCACCAUAACACCACCAAACCAGGCUCACCAGACCACUAUAACACCACGAAGCCUGGCAAACCAGUCCACUAUAACACCACGAAGCCGGGCUCACCAGACCACCAUAACACUACAAAGCCGGGCUCACCAGACCAGCAUAACACCACCAAGCCUGGCUCAAUAGGGCACCACGACACCACCAAGCCGGGGUCACCAGACCACCAUAACACCACAAAACCUGGCUCACCAGACCACCAUAACACCACGAAACCAGACUCAACAGACCACCAAAUAACGACAAAGCCCGGCUCACAGGACCACCAGUACAGUACGAAGCCAAGCUCACCAGACCACCAUAACACCACCAAGCCCGGCUCACCGGACCACCAACCUGGCUCACCAUACCGGCAUAACACCACGAAGCCGGGCUCACCAGACCACCACAACACCACCAAACUAGGCUCACUAGACCACCAUAACACCACAAAACCGGGCUCACCGGACCACCAGGCCACCAACAAGCCCGGCUUACCGGACCACCAUAACACCACCAAGCCCGGCUCACCAGGGCACCACGACACCACCAAGCCCGGCUCACCAGGGCACCACGACACCACCAAGCCCGGCUCACCAGGGCACCACGACACCACCAAGCCCAGCUCACCAGACCACCACGACACCACCAAGCCGGGCUCACCAGACCACCAUAACACCACCAAACCAGGCUCACCAGACCACUAUAACACCACGAAGCCUGGCAAACCAGUCCACUAUAACACCACGAAGCCGGGCUCACCAGACCACCAUAACACUACAAAGCCGGGCUCACCAGACCAGCAUAACACCACGAAGCCAGGCUCACCAGACCACCACGACACCACCAAGCCGGGCUCACUAGACCACCAUAACACCACCAAACCAGGCUCACCAGACCACCAUAACACCACGAAGCCUGGCAAACCAGUCCGCUAUAACACCACGAAGCCGGGCUUACCAGACCACCAUAACACUACAAAGCCGGGCUCACAAGACCAGCAUAACACCACCAAGCCUGGCUCACUAGGGCACCACGACACCACCAAGCCGAGCUCACCAGACCACCAUAACAACACCAAACCAGGCUCACCAGACCACUAUAACACCACGAAGCCUGGCAAACCAGUCCACUAUAACACCACGAAGCCGGGCUCACCAGACCACCAUAACACUACAACGCCGGGCUCACCAGACCAGCAUAACACCACCAAGCCUGGCUCACUAGGGCACCAUGACACCACCAAGCCGGGCUCACCAGACCACCACAACACCACCAAACCAGGCUCACCAGACCACCAUAACACCACAAAACCGGGCUCACCGGACCACCAGGCCACCAACAAGCCCGGCUUACCGGACCACCAUAACACCACAAAGCCCGGCAAACCAGAUCACCAUAACACCACGAAACCCGGCUCACCAGAUCACCAUAACACCACCAAACCGGGCUCACCAGACCACCAUAACACCACCAAACCGGGCUCACCAGACCACCAUAACACCACUAAGCCCGGCUCUCCUGACCACCAGGCCACCACCAAGCCCGGCUCACCAGACCACCAGUACACUACGAAGCCCAGCUCACCAGGGCACCACGACACCACCAAGCCCGGCUCACCAGUCCACACUUACACUACUAACCCCGGCUCACCUGACCACCAGUACACUACGAAGCCCAGCUCACCAGGGCACCACGACACCACCAAGCCCGGCUCACCAGGGCAGCACGACACCACCAAGCCCGGCUCACCAGGGCUCCACGACACCACCAAGCCCGGCUCACCAGUACACACCUACACUACCAACCCCGGCUCACCUGACCACCAUAACACCACGAAGCCGGGCUCACCAGACCACCAUAACACCAUCAAGCCUGGCUCACCGGACCACCACUACACCACUAAGCCCGGCUCACCUGACCACCAGGCCACCACCAAGCCCGGCUCACCAGACCACCACCACAUCACCAAGCCCAGCUCACCAGUCCACCCUUACACUACCAACCCCGGCUCACCUGACCACCAAGCCACCACGAAGCCAGGCUCAACAGACCACCACAUAACGACAAAGCCCGGCUCACCAGGCUACCAGUACACUACGAAGCCCAGCUCACCAGGGCACCAUGACACCACCAAGCCCGGCUCACCAGGGCACCAUGACACCACCAAGCCCGGCUCACCAGGGCACCACAACACCACCAAGCCCAGCUCACAAAGGCACCACGACACCACCAAGCCGGGCUCACCAGACCACACCUACACUACUAACCCCGGCUCACCUGACCACCAGUACACUACGAAGCCCAGCUCACCAGGGCACCACGACACCACCAAGCCCGGCUCACCAGGGCAGCACGACACCACCAAGCCCAGCUCACCAGGGCACCACGACACCACCAAGCCCGGCUCACCAGUCCACACCUACACUACCAACCCCGGCUCACCUGACCACCAGGCCACCACGAAGCCAGGCUCAACAGACCACCACAUAACGACAAAGCCCGGCUCACCAGGCUACCAGUACACUACGAAGCCCAGCUCACCAGGGCACCAUGACACCACCAAGCCCGGCUCACCAGGGCACCAUGACACCACCAAGGCCGGCUCACCAGGGCACCACAACACCACCAAGCCCAGCUCACCAGGGCACCACGACACCACCAAGCCCAGCUCACCAGGGCACCACGACACCACCAAGCCGGGCUCACCAGACCACACCUACACUACUAACCCCGGCUCACCUGACCACCAGUACACUACGAAGCCCAGCUCACCAGGGCACAACGACACCACCAAGCCCGGCUCACCAGGGCAGCACGACACCACCAAGCCUGGCUCACCAGUCCACACCUACACUACCAACCCCGGCUCACCUGACCACCAUAACACCACGAAGCCGGGCUCACCAGACCACCAUAACACCAUCAAGCCUGGCUCACCGGACCACCAUACCACCACUAAGCCCGGCUCACCUGACCACCAGGCCACCACCAAGCCCGGCUCACCAGACCACCACCACAUCACCAAGCCCAGCUCACCAGUCCACCCCUACACUACCAACCCCAGCUCACCUGACCACCAGGCCACCACGAAGCCAGGCUCAACAGGUCACCACAUAACGACAAAGCCCGGCUCACCAGACUACCAGUACACUACGAAGCCCAGCUCACCAGGGCACCAUGACACCACCAAGCCCGGCUCACCAGGGCACCACAACACCACCAAGCCCAGCUCACCAGGGCACCACGACACCACCAAGCCGGUUUCACCAGACCACCAUAACACCACCAAGCCCGACAAACCAGACCACCAUAACACCACGAAACCCGGCUCACCAGACCACCAUAACACCACGAAGCCCGGCAAACCAGAUCACCAUAACACCACUAAACCCGGCUCACCAGAUUACCAUGACACCACCAAACCGGGCUCACCAGACCACCAUAACACCACCAAACCUGGCUUACCAGACCACCAUAACACCACGAAGCCGGGCUCACCAGACCACCAUAACACCAUCAAGCCUGGCUCACCGGACCACCACCACACCACUAAGCCCGGCUCACCUGACCACCAGGCCACCACCAAGCCCGGCUCACCAGACCACCACCACAUCACCAAGCCCGGCUCACCAGUCCACCCUUACACUACCAACCCCGGCUCACCUGACCACCAGGCCACCACGAAGCCAGGCUCAACAGACCACCACAUAACGACAAAGCCCGGCUCACCAGGCUACCAGUACACUACGAAGCCCAGCUCACCAGGGCACCAUGACACCACCAAGCCCGGCUCACCAGGGCACCACAACACCACCAAGCCUAGCUCACCAGGGCACCACGACACCACCAAGCCGGUUUUACCAGACCACCAUAACACCACCAAGCCGGGCUCACCAGACCACACCUACACUACUAACCCCGGCUCACCUGACCACCAGUACACUACGAAGCCCAGCUCACCAGGGCACCACGACACCACCAAGCCCAGCUCACCAGGGCAGCACGACACCACCAAGCCCAGCUCACCAGGGCACCACGACACCACCAAGCCCGGCUCACCAGUCCACACCUACACUACCAACCCCGGCUCACCUGACCACCAUAACACCACGAAGCCGGGCUCACCAGACCACAAUAACACCAUCAAGCCUGGCUCACCGGACCACCACCACACCACUAAGCCCGGCUCACCUGACCACCAGGCCACCACCAAGCCCGGCUCACCAGACCACCACCACAUCACCAAGCCCGGCUCACCAGUCCACCCUUACACUACCAACCCCGGCUCACCUGACCACCAGGCCACCACGAAGCCAGGCUCAACAGACCACCACAUAACGACAAAGCCCGGCUCACCAGGCUACCAGUACACUACGAAGCCCAGCUCACCAGGGCACCAUGACACCACCAAGCCCGGCUCACCAGGGCACCACAACACCACCAAGCCCAGGUCACCAGGGCACCACGACACCACCAAGCCGGUUUCACCAGACCACCAUAACACCACCAAGCCCGACAAACCAGACCACCAUAACACCACGAAACCCGGCUCACCAGACCACCAUAACACCACCAAGCCCGGCUCACCAGUCCACACUUACACUACUAACCCCGGCUCACCUGACUACCAGUACACUACGAAGCCCAGCUCACCAGGGCACCACGACACCACCAAGCCCGGCUCACCAGGGCAGCACGACACCACCAAGCCCAGCUCACCAGGGCUCCAUGACACCACCAAGCCCGGCUCACCAGUACACACCUACACUACCAACCCCGGCUCACCUGACCACCAUAACACCACGAAGCCGGGCUCACCAGACCACCAUAACACCAUCAAGCCUGGCUCACCGGACCACCACCACACCACUAAGCCCGGCUCACCUGACCACCAGGCCACCACCAAGCCCGGCUCACCAGACCACCACCACAUCACCAAGCCCGGCUCACCAGUCCACCCUUACACUACCAACCCCGGCUCACCUGACCACCAGGCCACCACGAAGCCAGGCUCAACAGACCACCACAUAACGACAAAGCCCGGCUCACCAGGCUACCAGUACCCUACGAAGCCCAGCUUACCAGGGCACCAUGACACCACCAAGCCCGGCUCACCAGGGCACCAUGACACCACCAAGCCCGGCUCACCAGGGCACCACAACACCACCAAGCCCAGCUCACCAGGGCACCACGACACCACCAAGCCCAGCUCACCAGGGCACCACGACACCACCAAGCCGGGCUCACCAGACCACACCUACACUACUAACCCCGGCUCACCUGACCACCAGUACACUACGAAGCCCAGCUCACCAGGGCACCACGACACCACCAAGCCGGUUUCACCAGACCACCAUAACACCACCAAGCCCGACAAACCAGACCACCAUAACACCACGAAACCCGGCUCACCAGACCACCAUAACACCACGAAGCCCGGCAAACCAGAUCACCAUAACACCACAAAACCCGGCUCACCAGAUUACCAUGACACCACCGAACCGGGCUCACCAGACCACCAUAACACCACCAAACCUGGCUCACCAGACCACCAUAACACCACGAGGCCGGGCUCAUCAGACCACCAUAACACCAUCAAGCCUGGCUCACCGGACCACCACCACACCACUAAGCCCGGCUCACCUGACCACCAGGCCACCACCAAGCCCGGCUCACCAGACCACCACCACAUCACCAAGCCCGGCUCACCAGUCCACCCUUACACUACCAACCCCGGCUCACCUGACCACCAGGCCACCACGAAGCCAGGCUCAACAGACCACCACAUAACGACAAAGCCCGGCUCACCAGGCUACCAGUACACUACGAAGCCCAGCUCACCAGGGCACCAUGACACCACCAAGCCCGGCUCACCAGGGCACCACAACACCACCAAGCCCAGCUCACCAGGGCACCACGACACCACCAAGCCGGUUUCACCAGACCACCAUAACACCACCAAGCCGGGCUCACCAGACCACACCUACACUGCUAACCCCGGCUCACCUGACCACCAGUACACUACGAAGCCCAGCUCACCAGGGCACCACGACACCACCAAGCCCGGCUCACCAGGGCAGCACGACACCACCAAGCCCAGCUCACCAGGGCACCACGACACCACCAAGCCCAGCUCACCAGUCCACACCUACACUACCAACCCCGGCUCACCUGACCACCAUAACACCACGAAGCCGGGCUCACCUGACCACAAUAACACCAUCAAGCCUGGCUCACCGGACCACCACCACACCACUAAGCCCGGCUCACCUGACCACCAGGCCACCACCAAGCCCGGCUCACCAGACCACCACCACAUCACCAAGCCCAGCUCACCAGUCCACCCCUACACUACCAACCCCGGCUCACCUGACCACCAGGCCACCACGAAGCCAGGCUCAACAGACCACCACAUAACGACAAAGCCCGGCUCACUAGACUACCAGUACACUACGAAGCCCAGCUCACCAGGGCACCAUGACACCACCAAGCCCGGCUCACCAGGGCACCACAACACCACCAAGCCCAGCUCACCAGGGCACCACGACACCACCAAGCCGGUUUCACCAGACCACCAUAACACCACCAAGCCCGACAAACCAGUCCACCAUAACACCACGAAACCCGGCUCACCCGACCACCAUAACACCACGAAGCCCAGCAAACCAGAUCACCAUAACACCACGAAACCCGGCUCACCAGAUUACCAUGACACCACCAAACCGGGCUCACCAGACCACCAUAACACCACCAAACCUGGCUCACCAGACCACCAUAACACCACGAAGCCGGGCUCACCAGACCACCAUAACACCAUCAAGCCUGUCUCACCGGACCACCACCACACCACCAAGCCCAGCUCACCAGUCCACCCCCACACUACCAACCCCGGCUCACCUGACCACCAGGCUACCACCAAGCCAGGCUCAACAGACCACCAAAUAACGACAAAGCCCGGCUCACCAGACCACCAGUACACUACGAAGCCCAGCUCAUCAGCCCACCAUAACACCACCAAGCCCGGCUCACCGGACCACCAACCUGGCUCUCCAUACCAGCAUAACACCACGAAGCCGGGCUCACCAGACCACCACAACACCACCAAACCAGGCUCACCAGACCACGAUAACACCACAAAACCGGGCUCACCAGACCACCAUACCACCACCAAGCCCGGCUCACCAGGGCACCACGACACCAUCAAGCCUGGCUCACCGGACCACCAGGCCACCACCAAGCCCGGUUCACCGGACCACCAUAACACCACAAAGCCCGGCAAACCAGAUCACCAUAACACCACGAAACCCGGCUCACCAGAUCACCAUAACACCACCAAACUGGGCUCACCAGACCACCAUAACACCACCAAACCGGGCUCACCAGACCACCAUAACACCACUAAGCCCGGCUCUCCUGACCACCAGGCCACCACCAAGCCCGGCUCACCAGACCACCACCACACCACCAAGCCCGGCUCACCAGUCCACCCCUACACUACCAACCCCGGCUCACCUGACCACCAGGCCACCACGAAGCCAGGCUCAACAGACCACCACAUAACGACAAAGCCCGGCUCACUAGACCACCAUAACACCACAAAACCGGGCUUACCAGACCACCAUACCACCACCAAGCCCGGCUUACCAGGGCACCACGACACCACCAAGCCCGGCUCUCCAGGGCACCACGACACCAUCAAGCCCGGCUCACCGGACCACCAGGCCACCACCAAGCCUGGCUCACCGGACCACCACCACACCACCAAGCCCCGCUUACCAGUCCACCACCGCACCACCAAGCCUGGCUCACCGGACCACCACCACACCACCAAGCCUGGCUCACCAGACCACCAGGCCACCACCAAGCCCGGCUCACCGGGCCACCACCACACCACUAAGCCCGGCUCACCAGUCCACCACCACACCACCAAGCACAGCUUACCGGACCACCAUAACACCACAAAGACUGGCAAACCAGAUCACCAUAACACCACGAAACCCGGCUCACCAGGUCACCAUAACACCACCAAACCGGGCUCACCAGACCACCAUAACACCACCAAACCAGGCUUACCAGGCCACCAUAACACCACGAAGCCGGGCUUACCAGACCACCAUAACACCAUCAAGCCUGGCUCACCGGACCACCACCACACCACCAAGCCCGGCUCACCAGACCACCACCACACCACCAAGCCCGGCUCACCAGACCACCACCACACCACCAAGCCCGGCUCACCGGACCACCACCACACCACCAAGCCUGGCUCACCGGACCACCAGGCCACCACCAAGCCCGGCUCACCAGUCCACCACCACACCACCAAGCCUGGCUCACCGGACCACCAGGCCACCACGAAGCCUGGCUCAACAGACCACCACAUAACGACAAAGCCCGGCUCACCAGACCACCAGUACACCACGAAGCCCGGCUCACCAGCCUAUCAGAGCACCACCAAAACUGGCUCACCAGACCACCCGAUCUCAACAAACAACACCUUAUCAAAUAACCUGAACACCAUAAAAUCCAGCUCUCCAUACCAGAGGGACACCACGAACACUCACUUAUCAGGCCACAAAGAUGACACAAAAAGCAGUGCCUUCAGCCAACUGAAUGUCAGGGAUGAACCCUCGCUGGAACACAAUAAAGAAAGCUUUUACCUGUUGGCUAUGACAUCCCAGACUGUUGGGGGAACCACUGAGACAAUAUGUAUUACAGUCAGCACCUUUGAACCAGUUUCUAUGCAUGUGACCCUGGAGUAUAACCAAAACAUCAUCCCUCUUCUGACAGAAAAGUCCAUCAUACAGGAAUACUACAACUGCUUCCUUUUACAGGUUCCUGUUGUAAAUGAAGAAGUAGUAGCAUCUAUUAGCAUCCAGUUUGGAGGCUCAACAACAUUGAUGAACAAGACAGCAAAGAUCCUUAUUACACCUUCAACACAGCUGACAAUCAUUGAGACAGACAGACCCAUCUAUAAACCAGGGCAAACAGUGAAAUUCCGCAUCGUCUCUCUGGAUACCAAUUUCCUCACCUACAAUCAGACGUUUCUAACAAUAGAUGUGCAGGACCCAAACUCACACCGCAUUGGUCAAUGGUUCGACAUUGCCACGCAAAGUGGUCUUGUGGAUCUGUCGCAUCCCUUAAACUCUGAAGCCACAGAAGGGUUGUAUCUCAUUACAGUCAGGAACAAGAAAAACAAGUUUACACAAACCUUCGAAGUCAAGGACUAUGUUCCGUCAACCUUUGAAGUUACAGUCCAACUUCCUCCACUGAUAACCAUCCAGGACAUGAAUGCCACAUUAAAAGCAUGUGCAAAAUAUCCAUAUGGGAAGCCAGUAAAUGGUACGGUGAAGGCCACAGUCUGCCGUAACAGUUACAGGCAGCUCCCACAAGGGAAAAUGACAGCACCAGACAUCUGCAAGGUUUAUGAAAUGAAGACUGACAGUACAGGCUGUGGACGGUGGAUCUUAAAUCUUCUUGGAUUCGCCUUAACUGAUUCACGCUAUAACGCAUCAAUCAAUGUUCACAGUCAUGUGAAAGAAGAUGGCACUGGAGUGAUUGUGACUGGUUCAGGCAGCUGUGCUAUAACCGCUAAUAUGGUCACACUUUCAUUUGAGGAUUCACCUAAAACAUUUAAGUUAGGAAUGGCUUAUGAAGGAAUGAUUAAAGUCACCUGCCACGACUCCAAACUCAGUGAAAGAAGAGCAGUGUACCUGACUGUGAGAUACAGUAAAAAAUUAAAUUCAGUGCGGAAGCUAGUUACAAAUUACGAAGGUAUUGCAAAAUUUUCCCUCGUCACUGAUCUGUGGGGUCUGGAGCCAGUCGUUCUUCAGGCAAAGUAUGAAUCAACUGACGGACCCAUUGUCGGUGGGGAAAAUCGGCUCACACCCUACUACCCCACUGCAUCCCUCUACCUUCAGCCCUUCCACUCCAAGAGCCUGAGUUUUAUUAAAAUAAGGAGCAGCUCGAUGCUUUACAGCUGCAAUAAAAAUGGUGUCAUCAAGGCUCAGUACGUGAUACAUAACCGCGCGCUCAGACCGAACCAGAAUAUCUUAUCUUUCUUCUACAUGGUGAUGAAUAAAGGACAUUUAGUUCAACAAGGACGAAUCAUAGAAGCCAUCAACCAUGGAGCAGCAGAGCACAGGGGGAACCUGGUGGUGACCUUGAAGAUGAUGCUACAAAUGACCCCAGUUGCUCAGAUGGUCCUGUACACGAUCCUUCCCAGUGGCGAGGUUGUAGCGGACAGCACAAACCUCAAAGUUCAGCUGUGUUUUGCUAACAAGGUUUCUCUUAAUUUUUCACCUUCUACUGCGCUCCCUGGUGGUCAGACGUCACUGGUGCUGAGAGCCGCUCCAGGUUCACUGUGUUCAGUAAAGGCCAUCGAUCAGAGUCUGCUGUUGCAGCAACCAGAGAAGGAGAUCAACAUAAAGAAUGUGUUCAACAUGCUACCUGUCCAGAAGUUAUCAGGAUAUUCGCCAAAAAUCAAUGAUGAGGAUUCGAUACUGUGCUCGAACAACCCAUAUGUCAUGUUCGCAGCAGAAGCACUGAAAUCAAACUCUGAAAAGGUGGAUGUGUACAGCACUUUUAAAAAUAUUGGAGUCCAGAUGGUAACCAAUGCAGACGUGAGGAACCAUUCAGGUAGUGUGAAUGGGCUGCUGUAUAUAAAAGAAGCUUUAGCCCCAGUCUUCAUCACUCGGGAAUCCACUUCAGCUGACUCGGGUUCAAACCGACCUGCUGUUAUGAUCCACAAACAUUUGCUUAAUACUUGGAUUUGGGAUCUUUAUUCAAUCAGUGAGUCUGGAGUGGUGAGCAUUAAUAAAACAGUCCCAGACUCCAUCACUAUGUGGCAGGCUGGAGCAUUUUGUACAUCGCCUGUCGGGUUCGGAGUCGCCCCGAGCACUGAGUUCGCUGCCUCGCAGCCUUUCUUUGUGAACCUCACCAUGCCGAGCUCCGUCAUCCGAGGAGAAGUGUUCACCCUCAAGGCCACCGUCCUCAACACCCUCCGGAGCUGUGUGAUGGUGAAGGUGACUUUGGCUGACUCGCAAAAGUUCUCUGCACAUUUUGAUGAUGACAUCAGUUACACACAUUGUCUGUGUGCUGAUGAGAGCUGGAUAUUCAAUUGGACCAUCACACCGCUGGUUCUGGGCAAGGUGAGCAUCCACGUGACGGCGGAGGCCGUGCAGGCGUCGUGUGAAGAGUGUCCAGUCAGCGCACCACUGGAGGGAUACAUCGACUCGAUUAGUAAAACACUGCUAGUGCAGGCUGAAGGAACGUCACAGAGUGAAGUGCACAACAUGCUGCUCUGCCCACCAGGUAUAGUUGAGAAGACGGUCUCACUAACCCUGCCGAGUAUGUUCGUGAAUGGGUCGGCCGUAGCCUCAGUCUCUGUCAUGGGGGAUCUGAUGGGCAAAGCCCUACACAACCUGGUGAGUCUCCUGGCCAAACCGCAUGGACGUGGAGAUCAAAACAUGGUGCUGUUCACCCCUAACAUCUUCAUCCUGGAGUACCUGCAGAGCACCAACCAGCUCAUGCCUGAGAUCAGGACCACGGCCGAGGCUUAUCUCAUGAGCGCUUAUCAGAGAGAGCUGACCUACAAACACUCUGACGGAUCCUACAGUCCUUUGGGGAUGAGUGAUGCUUCCGGAAACACAUGGCUGACAGCGUUUGUGAUGAAGUCUUUUGGAAAAGCGAAACGAUACAUCUUUAUAGACGAGGUGUAUGUGGAUGAGGCGAAGGCCUGGCUCGAUCAUCAUCAGCAGGAUAAUGGAUGCUUUGCCUCAGUGGGACAACUCAUCCACUUCAACAUGAAGGCAGGAGUGGAUUACGAGGUCACCCUGUCGGCGUACGUCACGGCUGCCAUGCUGGAGCUCAAUUACACAAUUACGGAUCCCGUGGUGCGCAAGAGUCUUACGUGCCUGAAGAAUGCGUACCCUAAGGUGAAAUCCAUCUACACCAAGACUCUCCUCUUCUACACCUUCACCCUCGCUGGAGAUCAGGGGAUGAGGACCACACUCAUUAAAGACCUGGACUCAAAGUCCAAAGUCUCAGGCGGUGGGAGGCACUGGAGCAGAACGAAUGUUGGCUCGGCGCCGGACUCUUUGGAGGUGGAGAUGACAUCAUAUGUGCUUCUGGCUCUGAUGUCUGGACCUGAGCUGCCAGGGUUUGAUCUGAGCUACAGCACCAGCAUCGUCUCCUGGCUCUCCAAGCAGCAGAACGCCUUGGGGGGCUUCAAAUCUAAACAGGACACCGUGGUGGCUCUCCAGGCUCUGGCGAAAUACAGCGUCGCCACCUACAGUCACCAAGGAGCCGUAACUGUCACUGUAACGUCACCGUCAGGGCUGAAGAACACGUUUAACGUCACUCAGAGUAACAGGCUGCUGUAUCAGGAGACUCGGCUGCAGAAGGCUGCGGGUGAUUACAGCGUCAGUGCAGAAGGGCAAGGCUGUGUGUACGUGCAGUUCAAUCUGCAGUACUCCGUACCUCCCUCUAUUCCUCAUGCACAGUCGCCAUUUUUCAUCCUGGCCGUCGCGUCUGGAAACUGCAGCGUCCCAAAUCCAUCUCUGGAAGUGGUCGUUGCUGUCGUGUAUAACGGCAAGCAUUCGGAGACCAGCAUGGUGGUCAUCGACGUCAAGCCUCUUUCUGGAUUCGUCGUGAACGAGACAUCCGUGCAUCACGUGAACAGCAACACAAAUUCGACUGACGGAGCAGUGAAACGUGUGGAUCGGAUGGAUGGCCGUGCAGUCAUCUACCUGAAUAGACUGACACAUGGAAGUUUGAUGGUGUACACCCUGACCAUCGUGCAGGACGUUACAGUGCAGAAACAGAAACCAGCUCUUGUGGCGGUUUACGACUACUAUGAGCCCGGUGAGAAUGCUGUAACUGAGUACACCUCUCCGUGUGUGGGGUCAUGAGAGUUUGCCAUCAUCUCAGCAAGAGCCCAAGAGGAGCUGUUCAUCCCCAUGUGACUUUAUUGUAUAAGAAUUUUAUAUGUAGGUUACACUUAUUAUCAUAUUAAACCUUAAAACCACAAAAGUUCAGGAACUACUUAAUAGUGAGUUUGAGGGGUUUUAUUUUCUUGCUUCCUUGUCAUUAUGCUCAGCUACAAUAAUUACAAGAUAUCUCUGUGGUGAGAAAGAAGCCAGUUUCUCAGUCAGGUCCAUACAUUUCAGAACAAUUAUAAAUUUAUUGGGCAUUUAAGAAAUGCAUGGUAUUAUACCCAUUUAGGUCAUUAUUGAUAUGGGAAUGAAAAUGUCUGUAAUUUCUGAAUGGUUGGUUUCUGAAUGCCACAUUUUGUCACACCCCUUAAAUUAAAGCUGAAAGUCCUGACUUCACUCUCACAUUUCAUGUACAAUGUGGUGGUGUUCAGAGGCCAAAUACAAAAAAAAAAUCUUUUUUCCCCCAAAAUAUAUGGACCUGACUGUCUAAACUACAUUAUAAAUCAUUUACAGAUGUAAUGUCACUUCACAAGACAAUUAAAAUGAGAUGAUGACUAAAGUGCUCCCAAAAUCAAUACCAGGUACAUCGCUAUAAAGCUAGAGAACUGAAAAACUUAACAAAUAAUAAUAGUAAUAAUAACAAAAAUCCUCUAAAACACAAAGCAUGAUUUAUUUACUCUCUCCACUAUGAAUCCAUUUGUUUUUCUCUAUCUUCUUUAGAUUUUAUUUUCUCAUUAGAGUAUGUCUAAACACUAAAACAGAUGAAAUCAUCCCAGGUGUUCCUGUGUUUAUUGAUUUUUGUUUUCCACAAGGUGAUAGAUUAAAUUUUUUUCUGCAGUUUUACAACUUCUAUUUUUUCCUCUCUUUGAAAACAGAUCUACGAUAAAUGCUGUAAAAAACAAUAUAAAUAAAAUCUUCUGUCCGAUCAUUA